Sipha flava (yellow sugarcane aphid) is the source of this 1372-nucleotide messenger RNA. RefSeq names its product nurim. Bases 515 to 1273 code for a protein of 252 amino acids. Gene Ontology annotation, cellular component: nuclear membrane. The record is from RefSeq and is a predicted model, not a curated record. NCBI's taxonomy places the organism in Eukaryota, Metazoa, Arthropoda, Insecta, Hemiptera, Aphididae. The transcript is spliced from 5 exons.
AAAAUAUUCGUAAUUAAAAUAUAGUCAACUAUCGAAAGUUAUUCCGUACAUUAGCACAACUAUUCGAUUAUUAUCUAAAAUCCAAGUCAUAAAUGAGUCAUAAACAAUAAACCACCUUGUACAAAGUUGUUUAAAAAAUAAGCUGGUUUCCAUAACUUCUACAAUGUUCAUAGACUACAUUUUAAUUUAUGAGUCAAGAAUGGUCUGAAGUUUUGCGACGACGUGCUAAUAUGUAAUAUGGCGUUUGUCGCGUUUUGUUGUUUAUAGCCUCGUAUGUUGUAAUAUGUACCUUCCUAAGUAGUAUUGUAGGUAGUUCGGCGGUAUAUUUUUAUUAUGGUUCGGCGUUGUUUCCAUCGAGGUGAUAAUUUUAAAUCGUCAGUGAUUGAAUAACCGUUUAUCUAUUUGAUAACAACAUGUCGAUACGGAAAUCGGUCAACUUGGUGUAAUGACGAUCGUUUUAAAGAAAAUCGUUGUCGUUUCGUAUGUUGUUUUGUAUUGUAGUCGUUGAUUGGACAUGAUUUUCGGAAAAUGCGGAUAUAUGAAGCUGUGCGCUACAAUAAUUGCCGUGACGACGGGUGUUUUCGUAUCGGUAGUGUCCGUUUUACAAUUUAGUCAUUUUCUCUCCGGUGUCCACUAUUAUCCGUCCGACAACUUACCAUCAGAUAUCCGUAUAUAUUAUAGAAUAAUUGUGAACUGGUCACUGGCAUCUUGUUAUUUGUAUUUGCCAUCGCUAAUUGAGUGUAUCGUUCAAAAAAUUGGGAACUUAUGUGGAUUGCCUGAUUGUUAUUUCAAGUUUAUCAAAAAUGUUCUACUUUUAUCUGCUUUAAAUGCUAUUAUUGCCUAUUGGCAGAAUGUUCCUGAGAUAUGUUUAUGGAAUAUAAACAUUCGUUAUGCUGAAAGUAUUCACUUUUAUUUGCAUUUUUCUUUGUGGAUAAUAUCAUUUCUGAUCAUGGUAGCAAUUGAUAUUACAGAAAUAAUGGGAAUUAAAUCGAUUUUAUACUAUAAUAUAACAAGCGGUAGUCGAUGUUCAUUUAAAUCCCAACAAUUCGAUACAUUUUUGUUAAAUAUAGGAUUACCAGGAUCUUCGUGUAUCAUAAUUAUUUUGUGGGCUCAAAAAGUAAUGAGACUUUUAUUGGCUGUGAUUUGGACACUUGGCAUUUUAUCGUGCAAUCAAACAGACGAUAAAGAUAUUAAAUACGUUGCCCGACAGAUUGAGAAAAAAAGAACAUGGAUGUAUUUUUCAGAAAAAAUAACUAUUUCGCCGUUGAAGUAGAAGUUUGUACUAAUAUCAUUAAGUAGAUUAUAUUUUUCAUGUACUAUGUGUCUAUAUCUAUGUAAUAUAUUUUAUUCUCAAUUAAACAUUGUAAAAACA